Paramuricea clavata is the source of this 2751-nucleotide messenger RNA. NCBI's taxonomy places the organism in Eukaryota, Metazoa, Cnidaria, Anthozoa, Malacalcyonacea, Plexauridae. The record is from the annotation of a GenBank genome assembly.
AUGGUUACCCCAACCCUGGCCAACACACCCACCAUUUCCACGUCGUAUGUAGCUCGUGAUAACAAUUUCCCGCUCCCUACCCUGCUGGUGGCCAAUGUCCGUUCUAUAAUUAAUAAAAUAGACGAACUAGAGGUGGUAGCUCAAAUUAACCAAGUUGAGGUCAUAUGCAUUACUGAAUCUUGGCUUAACACCUCUGUUGUGGACUCAAUGAUUUCGUUAUCGAACUUCAUCCAAUUCAGAAAUGAUCGCACAUACUCCUGCGGUGGCGGCGUUUCCAUUUAUAUUAAAGAAGAAAUUUACUGUAGGAGGCUCGAGCAUUUCGAGGAUUCAGCCAUUGAAUCCCUAUGGUUACUACUUAGACCUAAGCGUUUACCAAGAUCUAUAUCCGCUCUUCUACUUGCAGUCAUUUACCACACCACCUCCUCCGGCGCCAACGAGAACUUUGAACUGUACAACCAUAUCCAGCGUAAUGUUGAAUCCUUCCUUUCUCUGCAUCCUGAUGGUCUCGUGUUUGUGACUGGGGAUUUUAACCCUGUCAGUACAUUAUUUGAUGAAAAACGGUUGAAAAGAUUGUCCGGUUUAACUCAAAUUAUUAAUGUCCCAACACGUCACAACGCCAUAUUGGAUUGGUGUCUCACAAAUGCCAAGAAAGUCGUUUUUGAUGUAAGCCAGCUUCCUCCUAUUGGCUCGAGCGACCAUAAUGCCAUUUUAAUAAAAUCCCAUAAAGAUCGUCUGGAGAAUUCGUGUAAUAAACGAGUAUGCAAAAGAGAUUUAAGAGAUAGCAGUAUAAGACAUUUUGGUCAGACUAUUACAUCUACCGAUUGGACGGAGAUAUUCGAAAUACCUGAUCCUAACAUGAAGUACCGGAGAUUUAAUGAGGUAGUUUCUGCAAUGAUGGAUUGUUUUUUCCCCAAUAAACCAACUAGUGUUAGGGAAUCUGAUAAACCAUGGAUGACGUCAUCGCUUAAGUCCUCCAUUAGUAAGCGACAAAAAUCACUUCAUAAGUACGGAAGAAAUUCACAAGCAUAUAGAUUUUGGCGCAAUAGAGUUCAACGGGAUGUUAAAGUGGCACGUAGAAAGUACUAUGCCAAUUCCGUGCAGAAGUUGAAAAGUGCAAACCCUUCCAGAUGGUGGAAAGAGGUUAAAUCCAUAGGGGGCCUCUCUUCUCGGGAAUCUUGGGUACAUCAACUACUUUCUGAAGUAAACCCCACCUGUGAGGACCUUGCUGAGUCAUAUAACGGAUAUCUUGUUGGACUUACUUCGCAUUUUAAACCCUUGUUAGAAUGCACCGAUGACCAGGAGACAGAAGUUCCCAACCAUCUACUCGUAAAUAUAGGGCAAGUUUAUUCAGUGUUGCGACGUCUUAAAACGACGAAGUCUCCUGGCCCAGACGAUAUCCCAAAUAGGAUCCUGAAAACCUUCGCUUUUGAAUUUGCCCCUAUCAUAAUGGACAUAUACAAUACAUCAGUGCUCCAGGGAGUCUUCCCUGAUCAGCUAAAACGUUCUAUCGUCGUUCCCAUUCCAAAAGUGUCACCACCUCAGACUAUUGAGGACGAUUUAAGACCUAUAUCACUCACAGCUCAGGUAUCUAAAGUGAUGGAAGGAUUUAUGCUACAGUCCCUCAUGUCGGAAGUGGGUCUUAAAUUGGACCCAAAGCAAUUUGCUCUUCCGGGAAAGUCAACCACUCAGGCACUCGUUUAUCUCCUCCACUUGAUUCAUGCUGCUUUAGAUCAAGGCCACUGCUCUGUAAGAAUCCUUUUUUCUGAUUUCAAAAAAGGUUUUGAUCUCGUCGACCAUAAUGUCAUUAUUGAUGAACUUUUAAAAUUACAAGUGAGUCCUGCCAUUAUAAGAUGGAUAAAGUCGUUCCUUACCUCCCGCGAACAGUGUGUUAAAAUCGGACCAUCCUUUUCCUCAUGGAAACCCGUUAACGGUGGCCUACCUCAAGGAAUUAAACUUGGCCCUCUUCUCUUUGCCAUUUUGGUCAAUUCCCUCCUACAGGACUGGAAUGGGCGGAUAAAGUUUGUAGACGAUGCUACUGCACUAGAAAUUGUUCCACGUUGCUCUCCUAGCUUGCUACCUAUUCUCGUAAAUGAUGUAUCUCAGUAUGCCUCAAGUAGAGGAAUGAAGCUUAACAGUAAGAAAUGUAAGGAGAUGACAAUAUCCUUCCUCCAAUACCACCUUCCACUUGAUAAUGCGAUCUAUAUAAAUGGUUUGCCAGUGCAAUCAGUAUCCUCCUUUAAACUGCUCGGUGUGCUACUGAGAGAGGAUCUAUCUUGGUGUGAUCAUGUCGACUAUGUGAUUAAAAAAGCAAAUUCUAGACUCUAUGCAUUGCGGAAGUUAAAAAAGGCUGGGUUAAGCGAUAAAGACCUUGUCACUAUAUAUUCCUCCUUCAUUCGGUCCCGAAUUGAGUACGCUUCACCUGCGUGGUCAUCGCUGACCCAAGGCCAGUCUGACCUUAUCGAAUCGAUACAGAGAAGAGCAUUACGUAUCUUGCUUCCCGAAAUGUCGUAUCAAAACGCAUUGAAUUAUACUGGUCUAAAAAAGUUAAGUACGCGUAGACAUAAUUUCUGUGAACAAUUUAUUCGGAAAUUGAAGCUUGACAAUGGUCCUAUAAAUCCUCUUAAGGAUGUUGUUGCAACUCGUAUACAUCCAAAUACUCAUAAUUAUAAUCUUAGGUCCGAAUCAAGCUGGUCACUCCAAACGAACACAGAACGGUUUCAAAAUUUUAUAACUGUCAAAUAUAAUUAUUAA